AUGUAUCUCUCAACGCUCAUCACCCUCACUCUGGCAGGUGCAGCCUGCGCGAAGCCCAUCAAGAAAAUCAAGAGACAGACCAUCCAAGACACAUACGACUUCAUCAUCGCUGGAGGUGGCACGGCGGGUCUUGUUAUUGCGAACCGGUUGACGGAAUGCCCCAGUACAAGAGUGCUUGUGCUCGAAGCAGGACCGGAACCUGGUGUUGUUGCAAAUUACAUGUACCCUGGUGGCAAUCAAAACCUUGCUGGUACCGCGAUUGACUACAACUACUACACUUUGCCGCAGAAGAACCUCAACAAUCGAAUUCUCCCAUAUCACCGGGGGCGGGGACUUGGCGGCAGUUCGGCAAUCAAUGGCUUGUAUUAUGGAAGAGGCAGCGCCAGCGUUUAUGACCACUGGGUCCAGCUAGGCAACCAGGGCUGGGGCUGGGAUGAUUUGUAUCCUUUGAGCAUCAAGCAAACCCACUUCAACCCGCCGAACCUCAACGACAGUUUCGAUCACAGCUUUCAGACUUGGGACCCUACCGCAUACUCCAAUGGCGAGCUCCAGAUAGCGUUCCAGGGAUACGUGCCGGAUUCAAAUGUGGGCUUUAUUCGCGCUGGCGAAGCCAUAGGUAUCCCCAUUGUCAAUGAACUCAACAACGGCAACAACACGGGUGUCAAGCAAGGCACUGGAUGUUUCGAUAGCCGGCUCAGGCGCAGCUCAAGCUAUGACGCCUUCUAUAAACCGGUCCAGAAUCGCACGAGUCUGGACGUCCUUCAUUAUGCGUCGGUGACCUCGAUCCAGUUCACGAAAGGCAGCAAUGGGGCAUCACGCGCGACAGGCGUCUCCUUCACGGAUCAGCCAACGGGCCAAUUCAUCACGGUCAACGCCACCAAGGAGGUAAUCGUGGCCAUGGGUGCAUUCAACAGCCCUCAACUGCUGAUGAUCUCGGGAAUUGGACCUCAGGCACAGUUGAGUCAAAAUGGCAUCAAUCCAGUGCACAUCAACGAAAAUGUCGGCCAGAACUUAAAUGAUCACUGCGUCUUCAGCAUCAUGGCCUUGGUCGAACAGACAGCAUCGACGAGUUCAAUGUCAGUCAGUGCUUCCACUCUAGAAGCAGCUCAACAACAGUUUCUCGACUCCCUGACUGGGCCAUACACCGCUCCCUCUGGCAUCACCAAUGGUUUUCAGCAAUUGUCCAAUGCCACUCUGCGAGCCAUAGGUGCGCAAGCGGUGCUCAAUGCUGGACUUGUCAACCAGUCGCAUGUCGAGUUCUUGUACGAAUCACUCUUUUACCCCAGCGGACUGGCAUUCCUCCCGUCGUCGGGUGGCACUUCUUCAACGGGGGGCACCUCUUCAUCGGCCUACUAUGUGCCUCAAUCUAACUUGUCUUACAUCUCCCUCACGGCGUCGCCGCUGGUGGCUCUCAGUCGCGGCAGCGUAACGCUGAAAUCGGCGUCGAUCUUCGAUGCACCCAACAUCGACCCUAACUACUACUCGAACGAAACCGACCGUGUUGUGGCCAUCAAUGCAUUCAAGGAUCUGAGAAAAUUGCUUGCACACCCGGCCAUUGCACAGUUCACUAUUGGGCCCAACAACGGCGAGGUCCAGCCCGGACUUGCGCAUAUUCCUGCAAACGCCUCUGACGACACCAUCUUCGAUUACAUCAAGGCCAAUACCAUUCCGAAUUGGCAUGCCAGUGGAACUUGCCAGAUGCUGCCCGAGGCAGACGGCGGCGUGGUAGAUUCACAUUUGCGGGUCUAUGGGGUGCAGAACCUCCGCGUGUGCGAUGUCAGUAUCAUCCCGCGGCUGCCAGACGUCAACCUUCAAGGCCCGGUGUUCAUGAUUGGCGAGAAGAGUGCUCAGAUCAUCAAGGAAGACUAUAAUCUACAGUGCUAA
Cladophialophora psammophila CBS 110553 is the source of this 1884-nucleotide messenger RNA. RefSeq lists its product as uncharacterized. Gene Ontology annotation, biological process: secondary metabolite biosynthetic process. Gene Ontology annotation, molecular function: flavin adenine dinucleotide binding; oxidoreductase activity, acting on CH-OH group of donors. The coding region runs from base 1 to 1884 and encodes 627 amino acids. The transcript has 7 exons. Lineage: Eukaryota; Fungi; Ascomycota; Eurotiomycetes; Chaetothyriales; Herpotrichiellaceae. The record is from RefSeq and is a predicted model, not a curated record.